Molecule: messenger RNA, 1316 nt
Organism: Hydra vulgaris (swiftwater hydra)
Lineage: Eukaryota; Metazoa; Cnidaria; Hydrozoa; Anthoathecata; Hydridae
Product: alpha-tubulin N-acetyltransferase 1
Biological process (GO): alpha-tubulin acetylation
Cellular component (GO): microtubule
Molecular function (GO): tubulin N-acetyltransferase activity
Source: RefSeq, a predicted model, not a curated record
UAUAUUAUAUGAUAAUCUUUUAGUUCUUUAAUUUUAGAUGACAAAAAAUUUUGUUAUAAAAAACAAAUACGAAGUGAACAUAAUAUGCUUAUUAUAAGCAUUUUAUAUGUUUAUAUAUUUGACAACUUAAUGGAAUUUAUGUUUGAUGUUAAUCUAGUGUUACCUGAUUCAAUUACUAUAGUUUCAAGCUCUGAUGUUGCUGAUUUGAAUAUUUUACAUUUACCAAAUAAUGCAAGACAGAAGCAGAAGUAUGAACAUCUAAGUACAAUUAUUGAUGAAAUGGGCAUUGCAUCUGCAAAGGCGCAGAAACUUAAAGUGCCUAUUACCAGUUUUUUAAAAUUCAAAUGUUCUAAUCAGCAUUUAUACCUGAUGAAAGACUGUAACAGUGUUGCUGGGUUAUUGAAGGUUGGUGUUAAGCAGCUCUUUCUUUGUGAUGAGAAAGAAACUCUACAUGAAUGUCAUCCACUUUGUGUGCUAGACUUUUAUAUUCAUGAAACAAAACAACGCAAUGGUAAUGGAAAAAAAUUAUUUCAAAAAAUGUUAGAGAAUGAAAAUGUUUCUGUUCAUCAACUUGCUAUAGAUCGUCCUUCACAAAAAAUGCUUGCAUUCCUUUCUAAGCACUUUUUACUAAAAAAUCCAAUUAAUCAGAUAAACAAGUUUGUUGUGUUUAAAGAUUUCUUUUUAAAUUUGGCAGUUGCAAAAGAAUCAGAGAAUAACAGAAGAAGGAGCGCUCCUGUGCUUAGAAAUCAGACUGCUACUUGUAAAGAUAUGCAGCAACAAUCAGCAGCUUCGUUAUCAUUUAUACAUGAUUCUAGUUCGCAGACAAAAGGUGCACAAACAAAGAAGUUUUUGUAUCAAAAUAGCGAUUCUGUCAUUCCAAAAACAAAUACGGAUUUUUAUACAAAUAAAAUAAAUAUUCAUAAAGAUAUUUUUCGACCUGGGGUAUUUAGUCGUCAUUCUUUUGGAGAAAAUGAAGCUGGACUUAGAAAUCCUAAACAAGUUAGAAAUAAAAGUGCUUCACUCGAGACUAAAGUCAUGUCGCACGGCAUUCGCGAUGAGCAUUCUGCUUUUCUUAGUGUAACAUCAGUGGAUUCUCCGGAAAUUAAUCAAGUCAAAAAAAACAAAUACGUGAAUUCUGAUGGAAAUUAUAUUGUAUCUAACAACAAUUCACAUCAAAAAGAAUAUGGUACAAGUUGGAAUGUUCUUGGAGUUCCGACUAAAAAUUACGCCUAUAAAUCUCAAUUUAGAUAACUCAGGAGAGAUUUAUCUUUCAGUUUAACUAUUUAUUUUAAAAAAUUGUAAUGGAUUUCUUUGCA